Messenger RNA from Vespula pensylvanica (western yellowjacket), 1488 nucleotides. Its product is annotated as myb-like protein F. The transcript has 7 exons. NCBI's taxonomy places the organism in Eukaryota, Metazoa, Arthropoda, Insecta, Hymenoptera, Vespidae. The coding region runs from base 265 to 1443 and encodes 392 amino acids. The record is from RefSeq and is a predicted model, not a curated record. Gene Ontology annotation, cellular component: neuron projection membrane. Gene Ontology annotation, biological process: synapse organization.
UCCUCCUCCUCCUCCUCCUCCUCCUCUUCUUCCUCUUCCUCCUCUUCGAGCAACGUCAGAUCGAACGAUCUUCAUCGAUCUUCUCGGUUAAAGUUACGACACGAGAACGAGCUGGAUCAAGAUAUCGAUCAUGGACAUUUUGAAUCGUCCAGUCUGCGAUCGAUCGAUAAUUCGCCCUCGCAAUAUCUUCGUUCAACCGAAUCGAUCGAGCGCAAGGAUUUCAAUGACAUAAGAGCGAUAUCCUUUCAAGUACCAAAGCCAGAAAUGUUUGAAGAGUUAAAUGUCGACGAGAAGGAACGUGAUCGUUCUAUUGAAUCCCUUGUUAAAUCUGUCCGUAACAGUAAUCACGAUAUCGACCCUACCAAAGUCGAGGAUCCAUUAAAAAUGAUCCCAGAAACGAGGAAGGAUCAUCGUUCGAGAUUAAUGAACGAAUUGUUGAUACCUGUUAACGAGAAAUCAACGAAAGCGUUUUACGAGAUCAAACCUUCGGUUAAAACCGAACUCGAAAGGAACAACGACGGUCAUAAUAAUAAUAAUAAUAAUAAUAAUAAUAAUAAUAAUAAUAAUAAUAAUAAUAAUAAGAAUAAUAAUAGUAAUAAUAACGGUAGUAAUCGUCGUCAAUCGAUUAUUACUAGCACGCAAAAGACCUUGUUAGGUGGAAAAUUUAUUCUGCCGAGCGUUGACAGUGCCAUUGGGAAAUUUGGACCUUACUUCGUCGAUGGCGAUCGAGAGAUUAACGUCACUGCAAGGAUCGGUAGCACCGUUGGCCUUGAUUGCAAGAUAGGCUUGCUUGGCGAUAAAAAGGUAACUUGGGUGCAACAAGACAAGGAUUCCUUUCGACUUUUAACCGUUGGCAGGAUCCCGUAUAGCGUCGAUCAAAGGAUCAGUCUUCAUUAUCGGUACCCAAGUAACUGGAGAUUGCAAAUCCUGUAUGCUUCGCCAAGGGACUCAGGACUGUACAAGUGUCAAGUAUCUACUCAUCCACCUCUUGUGAAGAAAAUUAACGUUAUCGUCACGGCACCAACUUUAACGAUAACGGACGAUUCCGGGAGAACAGUCGCGAAGGAGAGACACUUAAAAGCUGGAAGUGCCCUGCGUUUGAGAUGCGAAGCUAGAGACGUAUUAGAAUCUCAAAAUGAAACAGUCGUUUGGACAAGAGGAGACGAAACACUCACUGAUAACGUCAGCGAGAACAGGACAACGGAGAUGACAGAGGGCAAGGAGGUCCUUGUGAUAGUAACAACUCUCAUCGUCGAAAGAGCCAGCCCGAGGCACGCCGGUAACUAUAGUUGCUUGGUGCCUGGAAUAGCCAAGACGACUAUAGCCGUUCACGUUCUCAAUGGCGAAUUACCAGCGGCCGUGCACGAUGGAAACGGUGUAUCACGUGCUGUCCUCAAUCUCUGGCUGAUUCAUUUGACAGUGAGCUACGUAUUCUUCAGAUGACAAUACUAAGAUACGCCUGCCAAUGAAAAGACGAAGAAAAAGGGA